AUGGCUCUCUCAACCAUCUACGACGCCCUGAUCGUGGGCGGUGGUCCUGCCGGCCUGGCCGCCGCGCUGGGCCUCGCGCGCGUCAACCGCAGCGCCCUCCUCUUCGAUUCAGGCGUGUACCGCAACACCGGCGCAGAGGCGAUGCAUACUUUCCUCACACGCGACGGGACGAACCCGGGCGAAUUCAGACGUCUGGCGCGCGGCCAGCUCGAGGGGAAUCCCAAAUACAGCCAUGUUGCGUUCCGCGACCGACGGGUCAUCACUGUGUCCAAGACGGUGAUUGAAUCGACAACAACAACAACAACAACAACAACACCGGUUCAAUCUCUGAUCAAUGAUGAUAAUACAUGUCCUGCAACGGGGUAUGUUGGGUUCCAGGUCAUGGAUGAGACGAACCAAAUAUAUACCGGACGGAAACUUAUUCUCGCGACGGGGACGGAGGAUGUCCUUCCUUCUAUUGAGGGAUAUUCCGAGAACUGGCCAGAGCAUAUAUAUCAAUGUCCCUUCUGCGAUGGCCUGGAACAAAAGGAAUCCCCGAUUGGCGUCCUCUUCGAAGACGCCUCGUACACCCAUCUAGCCUUCAUGGCGAUCAACUUCAACCCGGCCGUCACAUUAUUCACCAACGGCCCCCUGGCUGCCACUGACCCAGCGGUGCAGAAGGGGGUCAACACCGUGCUGGCCGUGAAGGGGACGAAGCUCGACCAACGCCGCAUCGUGCGGUUCGUGAAUAAUGGCCCGGGACACGAGAACGGGAUCAGCGUCCACUUCGAGGACGGCCCGGCCGUUACCCUGGGGAUGAUUCUGCAUCGGGCCCCGACGAGAAAUAGAGCCCAGGCUCUCUUUGACCAGUUGGGGUUGAACCUCAAGGAUCUCCCCUCGGCGGAAGCUCAGGUCGAUCCUCUCUUCGGCGAGUCCAGUCUUCCCGGUUGUUUCGUGGCGGGGGAUACCAUGGAGGGCAUCAAGCAGGUUGCUUUUGCCCAGGCGUCUGGUGUUCGUGCUGCGUCAGGGGCGAAUUUCCAGCUUAUCAAUGAGGAGAUUGCAAAGAUGAGUAAGUGA
Penicilliopsis zonata CBS 506.65 is the source of this 1056-nucleotide messenger RNA. RefSeq lists its product as hypothetical. The record is from RefSeq and is a predicted model, not a curated record. The coding region runs from base 1 to 1056 and encodes 351 amino acids. The transcript has 3 exons. Gene Ontology annotation, molecular function: oxidoreductase activity. NCBI's taxonomy places the organism in Eukaryota, Fungi, Ascomycota, Eurotiomycetes, Eurotiales, Aspergillaceae.